This is a messenger RNA of Lachancea sp. 'fantastica', 858 nucleotides long. The record is from the annotation of a GenBank genome assembly. Lineage: Eukaryota; Fungi; Ascomycota; Saccharomycetes; Saccharomycetales; Saccharomycetaceae.
AUGAGUAGAGCUCUUUCCAGAACGCAACUCACUGGCUUGAUCAAAGAAAUUACCAAAUUAUAUCCUGCAAGCUAUGCAGACUCGAGCUGGGACAAUACCGGCUUGCUAAUCGAUUGCUCUGUUUUGCAGAGCCAUGUGCAAAAGCCCAAGGUUUUGCUCACCAUCGACUUGACCGCUGCUGUGGCCCGAGAGGCCGUCAACCACGGCUGCAAUCUGAUCAUGUCCUACCAUCCUUUCAUUUUCCCCAGCUGGAAGCGAAUCAGCCCAUGGUCUAACUCACAGCACCAGUCUGCCGUGAUGCUGAUCCAGCACGGAAUCAGCGUCUACUGUCCCCACACGGCCGUGGACGCCGCCAAAGACGGCGUCAACGCCUGGUUGGCCAAUUCGCUAGUCCACGAUCAGUCUUUGAUCGAGUCUAGUGUCAGUAUUGAACAAGUGUCUCCAGCGCAAGGAGAAAAGGACUUCGAAGUCGGGUACGGUCGUGUCGUCAAGCUCAAUUCCAAGGUUUCGCUAAAAAGUGUGAUCGAGUCUUUGAAGGUCUCUCUGGGAAUCGAGACCGUCCAGUGUGCUGUCAACCAAGCUUUGGACAAAUUCCGGGUCCAAUCGGUUGCCCUGUGCGCUGGCAGCGGGUCAGGUGUGUUCAAGAACCUGAAAGAAGACGUCGACCUAUACCUAACAGGCGAGAUGUCGCAUCAUGAAAUUCUCAGACUCAAAGAAAUGGGUAAAGCUGUCAUAGUCUGCAAUCAUUCCAACACGGAGCGGGGAUUUUUGAAGUCGGUCAUGGUGCAGCAGUUUUCUAAUGCCGGUAUCGAUUGCGUGGUCAGCACGGAGGACAGCGAUCCACUUGUCUACGUUUGA